This is a messenger RNA of Brachypodium distachyon (stiff brome), 2888 nucleotides long. RefSeq names its product BEACH domain-containing protein C2. The record is from RefSeq and is a predicted model, not a curated record. Lineage: Eukaryota; Viridiplantae; Streptophyta; Magnoliopsida; Poales; Poaceae. The transcript has 2 exons. The coding region runs from base 287 to 2800 and encodes 837 amino acids.
GGCGCCAUUUCUUCGCCUUCCCCGCUUGGCCGCUUCCCCCCUCUCUCUCUUCCUUCCGCCUCUCGGGCCACGCCAUGCACCGCGCCAGCUACCACCGCUAAUCUCUCGCGAGCAUUUUCCCAAAAAACUCCAGUUUCUCCCUGGCCUCACACCCCAAUCGCAAAUUUUUUCCCCAAAUUUUUUCCAUCAAUUUCACCCACAUUGCGCUUGAUCCUCUCCCCCUUGCUCCGGUCGCUAAUCGAUUCCGCACAUUUUUGUGGAUUUUUCCAUGAAGUGAGCCGAUGUAAUGGAGGAGGACUCGCGCGAUGUGUCCGACGCCUCGCCCACCUCGCCGUGGGAGGACGGUGUCGUCGAGCACUUCGACGAUGAGUCGCCCCGCGGCGAGGGGUACAUCAUCGAGGACGAGGAGAUGUCGGACGUCGAGACGACCGCGGAUUCGCCGGUGGUCCCUCCAGAGCCUUCCACGCAGCCUCCCCCACCGCUGCGGAGACGCCUAGCGCCGGUCGUGUCGUCCGAAGUCCCAGAGGCGGUGGUGCGGGCGGUCGACGCAGUGAUCAUGGGCGGCGGGGUCGACCGCCUCCGCGAGAUGGUCUCCGAGGAAAACGGCGAGGUCUCGCAUUUCAUCGUGGACGUACUGAUGAUCACGAUGGGCGGCGUGGAUGGCAUCGACGAAGGCACAGGCGACGGCACCAGCAGCAGCACGACGCCCAGCAUCAUGUCCAGCUCGCGCGCGGCCGCCAUCGCGGCCGAGCUGUUGCCCUACCUCCCCUGUGGCACCGAGCCGUCGCCGCGCACUCGUAUGGCCCGUGGUCUCCUCGCCACCCUCAGCGCCUGCACUCGCAACCGCACCAUGUGCUCCGCUUCGGGUCUUCUCGCUAUUCUCCUCGAGGUCGCAGAGAAGCUGUUCGUAGGAAUGGGUCAGAGCAGGGAGUGGGACGGGACACCACUUGUGCAUUGCAUUCAGGUGCUGGGCGGACACUCGGUUAGUGUCAAGGGCUUGCAUUCCUGGCUCCUUUUGGUUAAGAAGGCUCUUGGGACGCUCUGGGCGACGCAGCUGACACUUGCAUUGGAAAAUUCUGUUGGCUGCAAUGAGGCAAAGGGCCCUGCAGUGACGUUUGAGUUCGAUGGCGAGAGCUCUGGCUUGCUUGCCCCUGGGGAGAGCAGGUGGCCAUUCUCGAAUGGAUUUGGGUUUGCCACGUGGAUAUAUGUAGAGUCAUUCUCAGACUCACGCAACACAGCUACGGCCACAGCAGCCAUUGCAGCCGCUGCAGCAUCAACGUCUGGGAAAUCAUCAGCAUGGGCGGCAGCUGCGGCUGCUUGCACACUUGCUGGAGAAGGGACGAAGCACAUGCCCCGACUUUUCAGUUUCCUCACUGCUGAUAACGAUGGUGUGGAGGCUUAUUUUCAUGGCCAGUUUCUAGUCGUUGAGAGUGGGACUGGAAAGGGGAAAAAGGCUUCUCUCCAUUUCACCUAUGAAUUCAAACCACAGUGCUGGUACUUUGUUGGUUUGGAGUACGCAAGCAAACAGGGUUUGCUUGGAAUGGUCGAGAGUGAACUGCGGUUCUAUGUGGAUGACAAACUUCACGAGAGCUGUCCGUUUGAGUUCCCACGCAUCUUGAAACCGCUGGCCUUCUGCUGCAUUGGAACAAACCCACCACCAACUAUUUCUGGCCUGCAGCGCCGGCGGCGGCAAUGCGCACUGUUUGUGGAAAUGGGGCCUAUAUAUAUUUUCAUGGAGCCGAUUGGGCCAGAGAGAAUGACUCGACUUGCUUCUAGGGAAGGAGAUGCACUUCCCAGCUUCAGCAAUGCCGCUGGUUUGCCUUGGAAAGCUACCAGUGAUCACAUUAGGGAAGUAGCUGAAGAUAGUUAUGCGCUUGACAUUGAGACUGCAGCAAGCUUACAUCUUCUGUAUCACCCUAGCCUACUCAACGGCCGAUUUUGUCCGGAUGCUUCACCUUCUGGUUCGACAGGUACUCAGCGAAGACCUGCAGAAGUUGUUAGGAUGGUUCAUGUAUCUUACCGCGUGCGACCUGCAGAAUCUUUGUGGGCAUUAGCUUGUGGAGGUCCAAUGGCUUUACUACCAUUGACCGUGAGCAAUGUUGAGAUGGAUAAUCUGGAACCUAUACUUGGUGAUUUGUCACUGUCUCUUGCUACCGCUUCUCUUUCUGUUCCCAUUUUCAGGAUAAUUUCCCUGGCUAUUCAACAUCCUGGAAACAAGGAGGAGCUAUGCCGUACACAUGGACCAGAGCUUCUAUCAUUAGUUUUACAUUAUUUAUUGGAAACACUGUCAAGACUGGAAAGUGGGAAGAAAGAGAUACUGAGUGACGAGGAGCUUGUUGCUGCAAUUGUAUCUUUGUGUCAGUCGCAAAGAAAUGAUCCUGGUCUAAAAGUGCAGCUUUUUAGCACUUUGCUGUUGGACCUGAAGAUGUGGAGCUCAUGCAACUAUGUUUUGCAGAAAAAGCUUCUCUCUUCACUCGCAGACAUGGUUUUUGCAGAGUCUGCUUGCAUGUAUGAGACAAAUGCGUUGCAAAUGCUUCUUGAUGGAUGCAGAAGGUGUUACUGGGUAACUCGUGAAGGAGAUUCAGUAGAUACUUUCACAUUUGCUGGAACUGAGAGACCUAUAGAGAAAGUGAAUGCUCUUGUUAAUGAGCUUUUGGUUGUUAUUGAACUGUUGAUAGGGGCAGCUUCUUCUUCUACUAUGGCUUCUGAUGAUAUUCGUUGUUUGGUUGGAUUCAUUGUUGACUGCCCACAACCUAACCAGGCAAGUGGAGUCAACACUGGCAGUCCAGCACAGUAUUAAGCAAACACUCUCGUUGAUUUUUUGCUUCCCUUGCUCAUCAGGACUAUGUUUAUACAUACUUUCUCCAUUCAAAUCUGAGUUUGGAAUC